GAUGCGCCAUUUUAGCGCGUCUCGAGCCAUCCGGUAAAAUGGCGCCUUUGCUUUGUCUCCACUGAAAAGGGUUGCUUCAAUAUUCUAACAUUUUUCUAAAAUACAAAUUACUGAGAAUUAUCCGUUUUACAUCUCCGGGACGACGUGCCAAGAACUACACGUGUCUCAGUCAUUCAAGAAAUGACAAAAAGAGUACAGUAGGUAAAAUGAGUAAGGCCUCAGCUGAAUCUACAGACCAAGUGAUGGAGGAGGAAGUAGGUCAACUUCCGAUUACAGACCAGAUGAUGGAGGAGGAGCCUGGGAGCUCAGCAGAGACUGAGAGACCCUCCUCUUCUCACACCAAGAGGAAGCCUGCUGUCGCAGCCAAGCACACCGGAGGGAAUGAGUCUGACACCUCGGACGAGAGUGGACAGGAAGAUGGCGCCUCUGACAACCCCUCAGAUGGCAUGUUGGUGGUACGGCCUCCCACUGGGACUGACAACAAGGAGAGCAGAGGAGCCAUGAAGCUCCGAGUGGACCUCUCAAGGAAAAAGACAGAUACCACUUUGCAGGAGAGAAUAGACUGCACCGCCUGUGGACAGCAGGUCAACCACUUCCAGCGCCACUCAGUGUUUGAGCACCCCAUGCUCCAUGUGCUCCUCUGCAAGUCGUGCUAUAAGUAUUACACCAGCGACGAUAUCAAUAAAGACGAGGAUGGCAUGGAUGAACAGUGCAGGUGGUGUGCUGAAGGUGGCAACCUGAUCUGCUGUGACUACUGCCACAACGCCUUCUGUAAGAAGUGCAUCCUGCGUAACCUGGGGCGCAAGGAGCUGUCCAUGAUCACCGACGAGCACAGUAAAUGGUCCUGCUAUAUCUGCAGUCCUCAGCCCCUCUCAGACAUCGCCUCCAACUGCUCCAACAUCAUGACCAAGCUGGAGAGCUUCUGGAGCACGGGACGCAAGAAAGAGAGGGAGGAGAAAGAGAGGAAGGAGGUGAAAAGGCACAGUAAGGGUAAAGGUCACCACCACCAUGGUAAAGCUGUGGUGAACGGUAAGGAGCAUUCAGACGGGUCAGGGAUCACCUUCUCCUAUAAGACCCUGAAGGUCCCCAAGGAGCUGGUGAAGAGGACCAAGAAGCUGAUUGAGACGACUACAGGGCUCAACAACACCUUCAUCCAUUUCAUCAAGCAGGCUGAGGCGGAACAGGGAGCAGGAGGAGGUGGAAGCGGGACCAGACACCUCAAGGCCUUCAGGUCUGUUCUGGCUGAUUUAAAGAAGGCUCAUGCUGCCCUAGAGGAGGACUUGGAGUCACAGUUCACUUCCCAGGACCAAGGGAUGCAGAACGGGGAUGCUGUCUCCAACACCGACGGCCACUAUCAGAUUGACAACAUGGUUGAGGAUGGACAGGAGGCAGAAGAGUAUAAAAUGGCCGACACUGAGGAUGGGGAGGAGCUAAAGGAGGAUGGGGGCUUGUCAGAGGACACAGAGAUGGAGUGUAGCCCCGUCCCCGCGCCUCAGGACCACUCGGACACAGAGACAGACAGCCAGGCCAAAGACCAGACAGCAGUGAAAGUAGUGGAGGAGGAGGAGGAGGAAGAAGAGGAGGAUGGAGAGGAGGAGGAGGAGGAGGAGGGUGACCGGGAUAAAGACAUUGUGUCCGUCGGGCCGUCUGUCCCUGAUGAGCUCUUCCAGAUGGUAGAGAGUCUGGCGGACUCCACAGGGUUAACGCCCGGCAACGACGCCAUGGAACCCACAGCUGCUAGCCAAUCCGAGAGCCCCGCCGCCGGCUCAAACAGGAAGUCACUUGAAACCCAUAAGGAGAAGGCCAUGCCCAAGGUGAAGAACCUGAUCGUGAAGCUGACGCCCGUUCCCGUGGUUACCACACGCACCUCCAGGUCUAAGAGUAGGGAUGGGGGGAAGGAGAUGAGUAAGGAUGGGGGAAGGAAGGAUGGAGGGAAGGAGAGGAGUAAGGAUGGAGGGAAGGAGAGGAGUAAGGAUGGAGGGAAGGAGAGGAGUAAGGAUGGAGGGAAGGAGAAGAGUGAGGAGGAGGAGGAGGGUAAGGAGGUGGAGGAAGGUGGGGGCUCUGAGGAUGACAGCCGCCGCUCUAGCCGCACAAAGACCACACCCCUCAGGAAGUCAUCUGACGGGAAGAACAAGAUGGCCGAAUCCUCUCAGGAGAACAGCGACUCAGAGGGCAAGGGGAAGAGUCCCAGCAAGCUGAAGAGUAGAACCAAAGGCAGCUCGGAGAAGGAGGAGGAGGAGGAGGAGCAGAGCAAUGCCUCCUCCAAGGUGACCGCUGACCCUUCUAAACAGGAAGUGGACUCAGACUCUGACGAGGUUCCGGACAUCCUGCUCCAGACUGCAGCGGCGGAACACAGCUCUGACGAGGAUGCGCAGCAGGACGCCGAUGGUAACCAGGGCAACAGUAGCUUCAAAAGGUGCCUGUUCAAACUCGGCAAGAAAGACGGUGAGGGGGAGGAGAAUGACAAGGUGAAGACUGAGAAAAAGCUGGCGGCCAAACGCAAACUGAAAGCUGACGAUUCAGACAACUCAGAGUCCGACUCGGACGAAGACGCGAAGAAGAAAAAGAAGUCCUCCACGGCUUCUGCCAAAAAGACAUCCAAGAAGAAGGGCUCGGGCGGCUCCUCUAACUCUGACUCUGACCUGGAGAAGGAGAUGAAGGGACUCAGCAAACUGGGCACGGGGAAACGGAGGAGCAGCCGCGUGAAGAAAGAAAGAGAGGAGAAGGAGAACAAGGGCGGAGAUCGGAGGCGGUCGUACGAACUGAAACGCAAAGCCAGAAGUAGAGGAGCCAAGCAGCAAGAUUCAUCGUCUGAUGACGUGGAGGAGGAGGAGGAGGGAGGAGGGUCUGGAGAGGAGAGUGGAGACCAGCAGAAGAUUAAACCCAUCGUGGAGGAGACGGUGGUAGCAGGGAGGGGAACCUUCCACCAGUCUUCAGGAGAUGAAGGUAACCAUGACGCUUCUCAGAUGGCUGAGGAUGAUGAUGAUGAUGAUGAUCCAGAGAACAGAAUUGCCAAGAAGAUGCUGCUGGCCCAGAUCAAGGCCAACUACUCUUCAGGAGCAGAGGAGAGCUCUGACGAGGACGGAGAAGAGAAGGAACAGAAGAAGGGGAAGGGAGGAGAGGAGCAGGAGGAGGUUGACGACGAUGAUGAUGAUGAUGAUGAUGAUGAAGGGGGCUCUGACGUGGACAUGAAGAAGAGUGUGGGGCGUCGCCACAGGCUGCUCCGCCACAAACUGACGCUGAACGAAGGGGAGUCGGGAGAGGAGAAGGAGAAACCAGCUAGCAAGGGGAAGAAGGAGACCAAGAGGACCAGACGGAAAGUGGGUAGUGAUGACUCGGCAGACUCAGACUUUAAGGAGUCAGCUAGCAGCAGUGAGUCGGGAGUUAGUGAGGAGAUCAGUGAGAAGGAGUCAUCGUCAGAGGAGGAGUCGGAGUCUGAGAAGGAAGGCAGUAGCCGCAGGAGGACCACGCGCUCCUCCAAGAAGAAGAAGAAGAAGAAGAAGGAGGAGAGGAGCUACGCACAGAAGAAGAAACGGCGCCGCAUCAAGGUCCAGGACACUUCAUCCGACAAGAGCGGGUCAGGAGAGGACGGCUCGGGGAAGGAGGAUGGAGACACUCCUAAAGGACAGAGGAAGAAGAUCAGAAAAAUCCUCAAGGACGACAAGCUGAGGACGGAAACGAGGGAUGCCCUAAAGGAGGAAGAGGAGAGGAGGAGACGCAUCGCUGAGAGGGAGCAGCUCAGGGAGAAACUCAGAGAGGUACUCGUGGUGGAGGAGGCGUCCGCCGUGGCUUGUCCAAUCACAACCAAGCUGGUGCUGGAUGAAGACGAGGAGACCAAGCAGCCCAUUGUGCAGGUCCACCGCAACCUGGUCACUAAGCUCAAACCACACCAGGUCGACGGGGUCCAGUUCAUGUGGGACUGCUGUUGUGAGUCAGUGAAGAAAACCAACAAGAACUCUGGUUCUGGAUGUAUCCUGGCUCACUGUAUGGGCCUGGGAAAAACACUGCAGGUGGUAACCCUACUCCACACACUACUGCUGUGUGACAAGUUAGACUUUUCCACGGCUCUGAUCGUCUGUCCUCUCAACACGGUUCUCAACUGGCUCAAUGAGUUUGAGAAGUGGCAGUACGGCUUCAAGGACGAGGAGAGUUUAGAGGUGACGGAGCUGGCCACAGUGAAACGUCCUCAGGAGAGAGCGGCCGCUCUGCAGCAGUGGCAGGAGGAUGGAGGGAUCAUGAUCAUUGGCUAUGAGAUGUACCGUAACCUCACACAGGGUAGGAACAUCAAGAGCAAGAAACUCAAAGAGACCUUCCAGAAGACCCUGGUUGACCCAGGCCCAGAUUUUGUGAUCUGUGAUGAGGGCCACAUCUUGAAGAACGAGGCGUCGGCCAUCUCUAAAGCCAUGAACUCCAUCAAGACCCGACGGAGAGUGGUGCUCACCGGCACACCGCUGCAGAACAACCUCAUAGAGUACCACUGCAUGGUGAACUUCAUCAAGGAGAACCUGCUGGGGUCAGUGAAGGAGUUCAGGAACCGUUUCGUUAACCCCAUCCAGAACGGGCAGGCAGCAGACUCUACAGACCAGGAUGUACGGAUCAUGAAGAAGAGGGCUCACAUCCUCUACGAGAUGCUCAAUGGAUGUGUACAGAGAAGAGACUACUCUGCCCUGACCAAGUUCCUGCCUCCUAAACAUGAGUACGUUGUGUCCGUCAGAGUCACGCCCAUCCAGUGUACUCUAUACCGACACUACCUGGAGCACUUAACAGGUGCGGGGAACGUGGUGGAAGGGGGUCGGGGCCGAGCCGGGACCAAACUCUUCCAGGACUUCCAGAUGCUCAGUAGAAUCUGGACCCAUCCCUGGUGCCUCCAGCUGGACUACAUCAGCAAGGAAAACAAGGGGUACUUUGACGAGGACAGCAUGGAGGAGUUCAUCGCCUCGGAGACCGAGGAAUCUUCUUUAAGCAUGACCUCUGAGGACGAGAAACAGAAAAAGAAGAAGAAGCGGGGGAAGGCUCGGAAGAAGGAUAGUGACUCAGACAGCGAUGCUCUGGAGGUGAUAAAGGAAUGGAACACCAGUUCCAGAGGUGGAGACCCUUCCAGCCGCAACCGGGCAGAGCCAGAGGAGGAAGUGCGUCCGGCCUCCAGCCCUGGCACCAGGAGUCCUGACUGGCACAAGGAGUUUGUUACGGAGGCUGACUCUGAGAUCCUGGAGCAUUCUGGGAAAAUGGUGCUGCUGUUUGAGAUCCUUCGCAUGGCCGAGGAGGUGGAGGACAAAAUUCUGGUGUUCAGUCAGUCUCUCAUCUCUCUGGACCUGAUUGAAGACUUCCUGGAGCUGGCUGGCCGAGCCAAAGAGGAGGAGAAACCCGCUCCCUACAAAGGUGAAGGGAAGUGGUUCCGGAACAUAGACUACUACCGUUUGGAUGGCUCCACCAACGCCCUGAACCGGAAGAAGUGGGCCGAGGAGUUCAAUGACACCAGCAACGUCCGCGGCCGGUUGUUCCUGAUCUACCGGGCUGGUUCUCUGGGCAUCAACCUGAUAGGAGCUAACUUGGUCAUCAUCUUUGUCGCUGGACCGUCGUACGACAUCCAGAGUAUCUUCAGGGUCUACCGCUUCGGACAGCUCAAGACUUGCUACGUCUACCGAUUCCUGGCUCAGGGUACUAUGGAAGAGAAGAUCUAUGACCGCCAGGUGGCUAAACAGUCUCUGUCCUUCCGAGUGGUGGAUCAACAGCAGAUAGAGAGACAUUUCACCAUGAAUGAGCUGACAGAGCUCUACGCCUUUGAACCUGACCUUCUGGAUGAUCCCACUGGCAAGAAGAGCAAGAGGACCACUCCUAUGCUGCCAAAGGACCCCUUCCUAGCUGAGCUGCUCCACAGCAAUAAGGAGCAGAUUGUGGGCUAUCAUGAACAUGACUCCCUGCUGGAUCACAAGGAAGAGGAGGCUCUCAGCGAGGAGGACCGCAAAGCAGCCUGGGCCGAGUACGAGGCGGAGAAGAAGGGUCUGUCUCUGCGUGUGAACCAUGGAGCGUACGGCGGACAGAUGGACAUGGGAGGAGCUAACAGCUACUUCCCCUUCAACGUGGCCGCACUGGCCUCUAUGUCCAACCCCCAGCUGGAGGAGUUGAUCAACCAGGGCCGUCAAAAGGUGAUGGAGGCCACCAACGCUCUCAAGUUCCUCCCCAGAGAAUCUCUAGAGGACACCAUCGGGAGAGUGUGGAAGGAGAACCCAGCCCUAACAGAGUCCCAGGUCCAGGCCAUGGCUCUGGGGAGACAGGCCAGUGUAGAGAUGGAGCUCAAACAUAGAGAAGCUGUCUACAGAGACGUCCUCAAUAAGCAACAGACUCUGAUGAUGUACGUUCAGAAGGUGAUCACCAACAGAAAGGUGAGAGAGCAGCAGAUCGCCAUGGCCAACCAGGCCCAGCUGAUGAGCCAGAUGAACGGCAUGCUGGGAGCUGGAGGGAUGAGCCAGAUGGAACUCUUGGGGUUGUACCAACAGCUGGGGGCGCUACAGGGUCAUCCCACCCACCCCUCCAUGGGCGGCAAGAACCCCGGCCCCUCCAAGGGCAACCUGUAAGGGGGAGGGGGACCCAGGGCUUGCUCUAGAUGGUAGCCUAUCCCCUACAUAGUGCACUAUCCACUAUCCAUAUUGGCUGAGUGCGCAACGUUAGACCAAUGUAGCGAAGAUGGUUCCAUUUGUGACCCAGACUGCCCCCUCAAUGUCGCAGUAGGCUGCUCCCUAAUGCUGCUCUGUCUUCUACGUAGUGCACUAGAUGGAGCCCAGAGCCCUAGGGUUUCGGUUAGAAGUAGUGCACUACGUAGGGGAUAUAAGGGGUGUGAUCUGGGACGUUGCCCCACUGUCUACAACCCUCCUUCACUGGGGAGGUGAGAGACGACACAGAGAGAAGGGUCUCGGAGCCUCUCACCGCUCCCUCCAGCUCUCCUGUCUCCUGAAGCAGGAAAUGACUUGUAUAGGGACUAUAUGAAGGGGUUUUAGCAAUUUCAUUUGAAAUUCUGUAUAUACCGCCUUAAUGUUAUUCCAUGUCUCUUCUAUAGUUCACAUGUAUUUAAAGGAAAAACGUUAAGCAUUGCGUUAUUCUUUCCACUUAAAGGAGGGUUUGUUUAAUUAAUUGAUUAUUCUGUAAGUUGUGUUUUGAUACAGUUUUAAUGAUUGCCUGUCUAUCUAAAGAACCCCCAGAGGGGGACCAUAGUGCUGACUGGACUAUUUUAGGAUAUUAAACAUCUAGAUGAUUAGACCCCCUAUAGAACCCCCCCCUCCACCAAGACACGCAGGCUAGCCGGCACGCAGGCAGCGGUUCUGGUGUUGUAAAACUAUUUUGGGAGAUUCUGAUGCAUAGCCAUGACAAGAAAAAAAACUAAAACAUCAAAAUAAAAAUUAGGGCCUUAUUUCCAUUUCCUAAAGUUUUGUGUAAAUGAGAUUUGAGAAUGAUUUUUCUAUCUGCUUGUAGCUCUUAAUAUUUCCACUGUUUGUCUCUGAUCAUGGUUAUUAUAAUGGUAAUAUGGAAUGCUCUCGUGUCGUUUAAAACAAACUGUCCCCCCCCUCUCUCUUGCACCUCACUCGCUUUCCCGGGACUCUCUCUCUUUGUAACGCUCAUGCUCUUGUUGUCAAGUUGUUGCCUCGCGUAGCUCCAUAUCCGAGGGUGCUUUUCAGCCUUUUCUUUCUGUUCCACUUGUUGCAUCCUAAUCCAACCCUGGUGGAGGACUGGGUAGAGGAGAGGGAGGUUGGGGUGGUUCACCAAGCAAGGUCAUGUCCAGCUCUUUUUCUUUCAUUAUGGGUGGGCCCAGCGGGAAUCAAACUCACCAUCUUGACGUUGCAAGUGCCAGGAUCAACUGAGCCACAAAGGACUGAAGUUUGAUACCGUGUAGCUUUUAAAUCAGGACCCGAUCCUUUCAAAACGAACCUUCUAAUUCUUCUAAUUGAGAUUCCAGUGAGCCAUUCCUUAUCCAGACAUGGGUUUGCUGGCUAGCGGCACCACACCUGGGUUUGCUGGCUAGCGGCACCAGACCUGGGUUUGCUGGCUAGCGGCACCAGACCUGGGUUUGCUGGCUAGCGGCACCAGACCUGGGUUAGCUGGCUAGCGGCACCAGACCUGGGUUAGCUGGCUAGCGGCACCAGACCUGGGUUAGCUGGCUAGCGGCACCAGACCUGGGUUAGCUGUGAAACACUCUUUUCACACCGCUUCGAUACUGAAAUGACUUUUUGUAGCUGGUUAAGAGACUGAGGUUAAGGUUAGUAAAAUUGAUCUCCUAACCUGCUAUGAGGACAGGGUUGUGUUCAUUAGGCACCAAAUGGAAGAUAACUGACCAACACGGAGGGAUUUACCUGAACUUGCCCCAUAUGCUGUUUUUACUUGUCCGUUGCUUGAAUGUACACGACCCAGUCCUAUCCUAGGUCUCCACCCAGGCUAACUGUUCUCUACUCUAGUCGACACCCAGGCUACCUGUUCUCUACUCUAGUCGACACCCAGGCUACCUGUUCUCUACUCUAGUCGACACCCAGGCUACCUGUUCUCUACUAUAGUAAUCCACCCAGGCUACCUGUUCUCUGCUAUAGUAUCCACCCAGGCUACCUGUUCUCUACUAUAGUAGACACCCAGGCUACCUGUUCUCUACUAUAGUAGACACCCAGGCUACCUGUUCUCUACUCUAGUCGACACCCUGGCUACCUGUUCUCUACUAUAGUAUCCACCCAGGCUACCUGUUCUCUACUAUAGUAUCCACCCAGGCUACCUGUUCUCUACUAUAGUAGACACCCAGGCUACCUGUUCUCUACUAUAGUAGACACCCAGGCUACCUGUUCUCUACUCUAGUCGACACCCAGGCUACCUGUUCUCUACUCUAGUCGACACCCAGGCUACCUGUUCUCUACUCUAGUCGACACCCAGGCUACCUGUUCUCUGCUAUAGUAUCCACUCAGGCUACCUGUUCUCUGCUAUAGUAUCCACCCAGGCUACCUGUUCUCUGCUAUAGUAUCCACCCAGGCUACCUGUUCUCUACUAUAGUAUCCACCCAGGCUACCUGUUCUCUGCUAUAGUCGGCACAUGUUUCUGUUCCUAAAUAAAAGUCAGUGUUGUCGAUGUUAAGAGGAGGAAGUGAUGACUGUCCGACCUGAUCGACCGGAGACGGAGUUCCUCCGUUUGCACAAUACGGUGUAUUUCUGAAAUGUAGCCUGUCGUCCUCCCAUUCUACUCUACCAAGAAUGUUCUUCUCAUGUUUAGCAAAUACACCAACUUGUUUUUGUUGCCAUUCAUUGAUUAAUCUGAACGGCUACUAUCUUGAAAAGUAUUUAAAAUAACAUUUAAUAAAGUGAACAAAAGGGUGACCACCUU
Molecule: messenger RNA, 9348 nt
Organism: Salmo salar (Atlantic salmon)
Lineage: Eukaryota; Metazoa; Chordata; Actinopteri; Salmoniformes; Salmonidae
Source: RefSeq, a predicted model, not a curated record